AUGUGGAUUUUUACUCAUAAGGUCAAAUCUAAUGGUGUUUUUGAGAGGCAUAAAGUCCGUCUUGUAGGUGAUGGUAAAACACAGCACAUUCGCAUUGAUUGUGGCGAGACUUUUAGUCUGGUGGUGAAGCCUGCUACAAUCCGCACUGUUCUUAGUCUUUCUCUUUCGAAGGCAUGGCCGAUCCAUCAGCUGGAUGUUAAAAAUGCCUUCCUACAUGGUGAGCUUCAAGAAACAGUUUACAUGCACCAACCUCUGGGUUACAGGGAUUGUGUUCAUCCUAAUUAUGUAUAUCUCCUGCGUAAGUCAUUAUAUGGACUUAAGCAGGCGCCCCGGGCUUGGUAUAAAUGGUUUGCUGAUUUUGUUCUAUCUAUUGGGUUCACAAAUAGCAGGUGUGACAACUCUUUGUUCAUUUUCAGCAAAGGGUCUAAUAUGGCUUACAUAUUAUUAUAUGUUGAUGAUAUUACCCUCACUGCUUCUUCUGAUGCUCUCCGAUGUUCAAUCAUGGAUCUGCUUAGUUCUGAGUUUGCUAUGAAGGAUCUUGGUCCUCUAAAUUAUUUUUUGGGUAUUGCUGUGACUCGACAUAAGGGUGGUAUGUUUCUCUCACAGCGCCAGUAUGCCGAAGAAAUAAUUGAGCGUGCAGGGAUGUCUUCUUGUAAACCUUCCCUCACUCCGGUUGACACUAAAUCAAAGGUCAGUGCUACAUCUAGUACUACUUUUGAUGAUCCUUCCCUUUAUCGGAGUCUUGCAGGGGCCCUACAAUAUCUCACAUUUACACGACCGGAUAUCUCUUAUGCCGUACAACAGGUUUGCCUACAUAUGCAUGAUCCGAGAGUUGAUCAUAUGUCUGCUCUUAAACGUGUCAUUCAGUAUGUUAAGGGUACUUUGGAUCACGGGCUUCAUUUAUACCCGUCUUCUUUUUCUACUCUUGUCUCGUAUACUGAUGCAGAUUGGGGUGGGUGCCCUGACACUAGACGGUCUACAUCUGGUUAUUGUGUAUUUUUGGGUGACAAUCUGAUUUCUUGGUCGUCUAAACGACAACCCACUUUGUCUCGGUCAAGUGCCGAAGCCGAGUAUCGUGGGGUGGCGAAUGUUGUCUCCGAAUCAUGUUGGAUUCGAAACCUUCUCUUAGAGUUGCAUUGUUCGAUUAAAAAGGCUACUCUUGUUUAUUGUGACAAUGUAAGUGCUAUUUAUUUAUCCGGAAAUCCAGUUCAACAUCAACGUACAAAACAUAUUGAAAUGGAUAUUCAUUUUGUCAGAGAGAAGGUUGCCCGUGGGCAGGUCCGUGUUCUUCAUGUACCUUCCCCGUUAUCAGAUUGCGGAUAUCUUUACUAA
This is a messenger RNA of Lycium barbarum (goji berry), 1332 nucleotides long. RefSeq lists its product as uncharacterized. The coding region runs from base 1 to 1332 and encodes 443 amino acids. Lineage: Eukaryota; Viridiplantae; Streptophyta; Magnoliopsida; Solanales; Solanaceae. The record is from RefSeq and is a predicted model, not a curated record. The transcript has a single exon.